AUGCUCACAGAAUCUAUGCCCAAUGACACUGCCUUCCACCCAUCUACCUUCAUCCUAUUGGGCAUCCCAGGAAUGCAGGAUCAACACAUCUGGAUCUCCAUUCCCUUCUGCUCCAUGUAUAUCCUUGCCCUCGUAGGUAAUGGUACCAUUCUCUUUAUUAUUAUAACAGACAAGACUCUACAUGAACCCAUGUACCUCUUCCUCUGCCUGCUCUCUGUCACUGAUCUGGUUCUCUGCUCCACCACUCUGCCUAAGAUGUUGGCCAUCUUCUGGUUGGAUGCCCACACCAUCUCCUUUCAUGGUUGCCUCACCCAGAUGUUCUUUGUCCAUGCCGUCUUUGCCACUGAAUCAGCAAUCCUGCUAGCCAUGGCUUUUGACCGCUAUGUGGCUAUCUGUCGCCCACUGCACUACACCUCCAUUCUCAAUGCCAGUGUCAUUGGGAGGAUUGGGGCAGCAUGUGUUGCCCGGGGCCUUCUCUUUGUCUUCCCUUUUAUUAUACUCAUUAAGCGUCUCCCUUUCUGUGGGCGCCAUGUCCUUGCCCAUACUUACUGUGAGCACAUGGGCAUUGCCAAGCUAGCCUGCACCAGCAUUAAACCCAACACCAUCUAUGGACUCACAGUGGCACUGUCAGUCACUGGAAUGGAUGUAGUGCUCAUUGCAGCCUCCUAUGUUCUUAUUCUCCGUGCUGUGCUGAGCCUGCCAUCCCAGGAUGCCCAGCUUCGAGCCUUCAGCACUUGUGGAGCCCAUGUCUGUGUCAUUCUUGUCUUCUAUAUCCCUGCCUUCUUUUCCUUUUUCACCCACCGCUUUGGCCGUCAUGUACCCCCACAGGCCCACAUCAUUCUCGCUAACCUCUACCUCCUCGUGCCCCCAGUUCUUAACCCACUCGUGUAUGGCAUCAACACCAAGCAGAUCCGUACUCGGAUCCUAGGACUAGAUCUAAGAAGGAGGUAG
Molecule: messenger RNA, 951 nt
Organism: Monodelphis domestica (gray short-tailed opossum)
Lineage: Eukaryota; Metazoa; Chordata; Mammalia; Didelphimorphia; Didelphidae
Product: olfactory receptor 52D1-like
Biological process (GO): G protein-coupled receptor signaling pathway
Cellular component (GO): plasma membrane
Molecular function (GO): olfactory receptor activity; G protein-coupled receptor activity
Source: RefSeq, a predicted model, not a curated record